Messenger RNA from Stegodyphus dumicola, 2595 nucleotides. Its product is annotated as neprilysin-2-like. Gene Ontology annotation, cellular component: plasma membrane. Gene Ontology annotation, biological process: protein processing. Gene Ontology annotation, molecular function: metalloendopeptidase activity. The record is from RefSeq and is a predicted model, not a curated record. Lineage: Eukaryota; Metazoa; Arthropoda; Arachnida; Araneae; Eresidae.
UCUUCACAAUGUGUACGUGGCGUGUACGCAUAGGAAAUACAGAAAACCACGCCUCUAUUUAAAUAAUAAGGGGACUGGAUCUCAACUUAAAAUUAUCGCUCGCGUAGCAAGAAUUGCUAUUGCUCUUGAGUCGUCAAAAUCUGCCUUGAGUUUCUAGGGACAAUCCUAAAAAUUUUUAAAUUUGCGCUAAAGCAACGAGUUCUUUUUGAUAAUCAUUUGUCCUAGAAGGAGCUUAAAGUAGGUGAGAAUGUGCACUGUAACGGCCAUCAACAUUAUAGUAAUCCUUGCGUGCGCGUCUGUGUUAAAAGCAAAUUCAGAUUCCAGAAAGGUUACUGAUCUAUCUGUGAACCCAGAUACUUUACCUCGCAUUGACUCCAGGACUGAUGUUUGCCAGUCAGAUGAAUGCCAAAAAGCAGCUGAUUCUAUUUCGAAAAGUUUAAAUAAAGCUGUGAAUCCUUGUGUUGAUUUCUAUCAGUUCACCUGUGGUGGUUGGAUAAAGAAAAACGAUGUUUCUCCCGCAGUACCUUACGUUUCUGCCUUUUCUAAAGUUCAAGAUCAUCUCAACUUGGAACUCAAACGCAUUUUAAAAAUACUGACGUAUGCAUCCCCACCUGAUUAUAUCGCCAAAUUAAAACGACUGUUUUUCUGGUGCAUGAAUACUGAAGACAAAUCACAAUGGGAGAGAGAUUAUGAGGACGGUAAGUCUCUGAAGCGUAUCCUGGAAGAUUUAGGAGGUUGGCCGGCAGUAGAAGGAGGAAAUUGGAGUCAAUCUGCUUUCAACUGGAUGGACACUCUCGUUAAAUUCCGUAAGAUAGGCUACGGUCACAAUGUCAUAAUGAAAUUGACAGUCGAAGAAGAUCCUGAGAACAGGACGGCUAAUAUAUUAAAGCUGGAACCUUCCUUAGGAAUAGAUGUUAGGGAUGCGAGAUCCUUCAUUCAGAAAAACUUGAAGUUGAUGGAAGCAGUAACUGAAGCUUUCAAUUUCCCAUCCAACGAUGAACUUGAAAAAUCGCUGUAUUUAGCAGUUCAGCUUGCCCGAGUAGCUUUUCAAUGUAAUAAUGAUAAGGUUCCUUAUGAGAGAUACACUGUUGCUAAGCUUAUAAAAAUCGCACCAAAGAUCGAUUGGAUUAGAUAUUUUAGAGAAAUCGUUGGUUAUGAUAUCGGCGAAAAUGAACCUAUUCUUGUUACGAAUGUCAAUUUUUUCCGUCGCUUAGGUACUCAUCUUGAAAAAUCAAAUAAAAGGGCGUUAGCCAAUUAUAUGAUUUGGAAAUUUAUUGAAGAAUCUUUAUCCAUAAUGGAGGAUAGUUGGAAAAACCUACAAAAUCCUCCAUACAAGACCCGUUUGGAAGACUGUCUCACUUCACUCAGAAGCUAUGCGGGAUUAGCCUUAAGUGCUUACUAUUUGCAAAACCACCUUGAAGAGGAAAAGAAUCAAAUAGAGGAUGAUCUACACGUAAAAAAUAUUUUCACACCUAUCCUUCAAGCAUUUGAAGGUUCCUUAGAAGAAAGCAGUUGGAUGGAUAGUACCACUAAAAUGAAAGCCAAGAAAAAAGCUCGAUCUAUAAAAGCACGUACUGGAUAUAAAGCAGAGCUUUUGAAUGAUACUUAUCUCUCCGAUAUGUACUCAGAUUUCCACAUUACUUACAGGACGUAUUUCGACAAUAUGAGGGAAAUACGCCUGUGGAAAACCAAUUAUUCAUUUUUACAGCUUCGAAAACGUAACAUAAAAAAUGAUUGGAAAAAAUAUGACAAAGCACCAGCUAUAAAACCAUAUUACAACUAUCUGGAAAACAUAAUUGAAUUUCCCGCAGGAAAUUUACGACAUGGCUUCUUCAAAAAAGAUCUACCGAACUAUUUGAACUUCGGAACCUUCGGUUACCUUAUAGGUCAUGAAAUUCUACGAGCUUUUGAUGAAAAAGGUCGGCAGAUUGACGAAAAUGGCAAUAAAGUCCAGUGGUGGCCAUUAAAAGAAAAUGCAGAUAGAAAAUUAAAACUUAAGAUUUCCUGUGCCAAAAAGGAAUACUUUGAUUUCAUCAAAAAACCUGACCUUUGGAAUGAUCCCAAGAUAAAAAUCUUUGAGACACAGGAUGAGUACAUAGGUUACAUCUCUGGUUUGAAAGCAGCUUAUGAGGGAUAUAAAAUAUGGAGUAGUGAAAAGAAACAAGAAGAGCCAAAGCUUCCGGGAUUAAAGUAUACACCGAAACAGUUGUUCUGGAUAAGUGCAGCACAACUGUGGUGCGAGAAAGCAGAAGAAUCCUAUAGCGAAAAGCAAUUUUCCAUUAAGACAAGCUACCCGCAUCAGUAUAAAGCGAUAGCAUCAGUAUUAAACAUUCCAGAGUUUGCCGAAGAUUUUGGGUGCGCGCCUCGACAAACUCAGUGUCAGAUUCAGUAGGGAUUCUCUACCAAUAUCUACACUUCAGAAUCCAUUUUACAGUAAAAUAUAUUCCAGGAAACAAAAUUCUGCGUUACAUUUUUAUUGAUGUAAUUCUUUGGCUAGUACAGUCCUGGUUAUAUAGAUAUAGUAUAUUACAUCUGUAAAUGGAUAUACUUAUGUAAGCAAUUUCUGAAUUUCAAAUAAAAUGUUAAAUGUAUUGU